Messenger RNA from Paramuricea clavata, 624 nucleotides. The record is from the annotation of a GenBank genome assembly. Lineage: Eukaryota; Metazoa; Cnidaria; Anthozoa; Malacalcyonacea; Plexauridae.
AUGUUAAAGACCGUUACCAAUGCUGUUCUGUAUUUAGGCAAACAAGAGAUGCCAUUUAGGGGCCAUGAUGAAUCAAGUGACAGCUUGAAUAAAGGUAAUUAUAGGGAAUUGCUUGAAUGUUUUGCUGAACUUGAUUGUUUUUGAACGACGUUUGCAUGAGCGAUUAGCCGAGUCUGGGGGAAGUGGGGAUAGUCGGUUUACUGGUGUAUCCUCUGAUACACAAAAUGACCUUAUUCAUUGUCUUGAUGCUGUCAUUGAAGAUCAGAUUGUACAGGAAUUAAAUACUGCACUUUCCUCCGUGUUCAAGUUGAUGAAACAACAGAUGUGUCAACAAAGGAGCAGUUAAGUAUAAUUGUCCGAUUAGACAGUGGCAGUGAUAUUGUUGAAAGAUUUUUAAAAUUUGUUGAUGUAAGUACUGAUAGAACUGCUGCCACUUUAACUGGGGUUAUUAAAGGUAUUUUAGAUCAGUAUACUGGUAUUACUAACAACAAAUUAAUUAUGCAAACAUAUGAUGGUGCUUCAGUCAUGUCUGGUCAUAUCGGUGGUGUUGAGACACUAAUGCGUCAACAGUAUCCUUUUGCUUACUUUGUUCAUUGUGCAGCCCAUAGGUUGAAUCUGGUUUAA